Molecule: messenger RNA, 2171 nt
Organism: Ricinus communis (castor bean)
Lineage: Eukaryota; Viridiplantae; Streptophyta; Magnoliopsida; Malpighiales; Euphorbiaceae
Product: serine carboxypeptidase-like 51
Exons: 13
Coding region: 580-1959 (459 amino acids)
Biological process (GO): proteolysis
Molecular function (GO): serine-type carboxypeptidase activity
Source: RefSeq, a predicted model, not a curated record
UACUGAUUAUGCGUUUACAAGAAGAAAAUCUGUUCAACAGAUAUAAGUAAAACUAACUCACUCCGAUUUUGCGCUUAAAAAGAAGAAAAUCUGUACACACAAGUAACUAAAAGAAGAUUGCAAAACCGAUUCUAAUGUUCUGAGUUGUUGAUGCUAAUCAUAUAGUAAAUGCCAAAGAUUCUUUGGGAGUUUUAAAAACACAUAUCUUUAUAGGUUAAGUUAGCCUUCUGUUUUGGUGGCUGUUACAUAUGCACUCUGUCAACUUUAGGAAAAUUUACAACCAAGAUUCAUUCCCUCUCUUUUCUUUACCUUUCUUUCUUUUCCUGCAAUGCCCUUUUUUUUUGGAUUCUGGACCUUUCUAUGCAUAUAUUAGAUCAUUACCUUCAAGUUUAUCAGCAGACAUUUGACUCUUCUUUUGUUAAAUUCUGUCAGAUAUAGAUACUUUAAAAGAAAAAAAGAAAGUUUCUUUAAUCAUAUCAUUUUGUGUGUAUUUGUGUGACACAUUUUUCUACUUUAGUUUGCAUGAUUCUCUUCAAGCUUGUGGAGUGAGUAUUAUCAGAACUUCUCUCCUCUGUUUGAAUGGAAAAGUUUGUCCUUCUCUUUGUUCUCUCUCUUCUUUUCUUGGCUCUUCCUUUAUUUCAUGGAGGAACAGCUGUAGCAACAAAAUCAAAGGAUGGAUUAGAGGAAUGGGGAUAUGUUCCAGUCAGACCCAAAGCACAUAUGUUCUGGUGGCUUUAUAGAAGUCCUAACAGAGUAGAGAAUCACUCCAAACCAUGGCCUACCAUUCUUUGGCUACAAGGAGGACCUGGUGGAUCAGGUGUUGGGAUAGGAAAUUUUGAGGAGAUUGGUCCACUGGAUAGUGAUUUGGAGCCAAGAAAUUCAACAUGGCUUCAAGUAGCUGAUCUUUUGUUUGUGGACAAUCCAGUUGGAACAGGAUACAGUUUUGUGGAGGACAUAAAUCUGUUGGUGAAAACUGAUGAGGAGGCAGCUACUGAUUUAACUACAUUGUUGCAGAAGAUUUUUAAUGGAAAUAAGAGCCCUUUGUACAUAGUAGCAGAGUCUUAUGGAGGGAAAUUUGCUGUCACUCUUGCAUUAUCAAUUCUAAAAGCUAUUGAAGCAGGAAAAUUGAAGCUUAAACUUGGAGGAGUGGCAUUGGGUGAUAGUUGGAUCUCCCCUGAAGAUUUUGUGCUGUCAUGGGGUCCUCUUCUGAAGGAUGUGUCACGGCUUGAUACUAAUGGUCUAAAAAUUGCAAACAGUAUAGCUCAGAAGAUUAAGCAGCAAAGUAGAGCUGGUCUCUAUAUCAAUGCAACAACUUCUUGGAGUGUACUUGAAGAUGUUAUUUCCAUUAGAAGCAGCAAUGUGGAUUUCUAUAAUUUUCUUUUGGACUCAGGAAUGGAUUCUGCGUCCUCCUUGACAAAUUCAAAAACAGCAACAUUUAUAACUAAAAACAGAACUGCAAUGAAAAGAUAUUCUAGUUAUCUAAAUUCUUUGAGGUCUAUUCCUGGUGGUGAUGGUGAGAAGGAUAAUUUCAUGGAUGUUAUAAUUAGAAAGAAGCUCAAGAUUAUCCCUAAUAGUAUCUUAUGGGGAGCGCAGGCAGAUAAAGUUUUUGAAGCAAUGUCAGGUGAUUUUAUGAAACCAAGGAUUAAUGAGGUUGAUGAACUUCUUUCUAAAGGGGUGAAUGUGACUGUAUAUAAUGGGCAGCUUGAUCUUAUUUGUUCAACGAAGGGGGCAGAAGCAUGGGUUGAGAAACUCAAGUGGAAAGGGGUAUCUAAUUUUUUGAGCAAAGACAGAACUCCAUUGUAUUGUAGUCAAGAUAAACAUACAAAAGGGUUUACCAAGUCAUAUCAGAAUCUGCACUUCUAUUGGAUUCUUGGGGCUGGCCACUUUGUACCAGUAGAUCAGCCCUGUAUUUCAUUAAAGAUGGUGGGUGCCAUAACACAAUCACCAGCAAGCACUUAGCUAGAAAUGAUGACCACAGUAUCCACAAAUGCAGAAGGGAAUAUAUCCUGUUUCAAAGAAAAUAUAUAAAAUGCCCUCCUUCUUCAAUUACUCAUCUUUAGGUUCUUUGAAAAUUGUCUUUGUUAAUAUUCAGUUCAUGAUCUCAAUUUUCUCCAAAUUCCAAGUAUAUACAUUCAAUAAAUAGAUAAAUAAAUAAUACAUAUUUCUAGUGA